Messenger RNA from Rhopalosiphum maidis (corn leaf aphid), 1440 nucleotides. RefSeq names its product tigger transposable element-derived protein 4-like. The transcript is spliced from 3 exons. Gene Ontology annotation, cellular component: nucleus. The coding region runs from base 1 to 1440 and encodes 479 amino acids. Gene Ontology annotation, molecular function: DNA binding. The record is from RefSeq and is a predicted model, not a curated record. Lineage: Eukaryota; Metazoa; Arthropoda; Insecta; Hemiptera; Aphididae.
AUGAGCUUAAAAAUAAUACAAAAAACAAAGUUAGCAGAAUCUCUAAAUAUAGCAGAGUCAACUUUACGAACGAUUAUUGUCAAAAGGAAAGAAAUAGAAAAAUGUGCUUUUGAAGGAUCAAACAAGCGGAAGAAAAUAAAGCAUGGAAAAUAUUUUACUCUUGAACAAAUUCUGAUUAAGUGGAUUAAUAAAAAGCAUGCUAAAUCUGCAGCUGUUAAUGGCCCACUUAUUCAACGUGAAGCCUUAAAAAUUGCCACCUCUUUAAGUAUCACCGAUUUCAAAGCAACAAAUGGAUGGUUGGAUCGAUUUAAGAAACGGAAUCUAAUUCGUUAUCGCCAAGAUAGUAAAAAAUCUGAAUUGGUAAAUAUUAAGGAUAUAAAAUUUUGGUUUUUAAACAUUUUACCUAAAUUUACAGAAAUGUAUACUUCAAAAGAUAUUUUUAACGUUACUGAAUUUGAGUUAUGUUUUAAACUAAUAUCCAAUAAACCACUUGGUUUUAAAAAAAAUACACGCAACAAAACGUGUUAUAAAGGUAAACUUAGCAGGGAAGUUCUUAAAGUACUUAUCUGUGCUAAUUCUGAUGGAACAGAAAAAUUGAAUCCACUUGUAAUUGGAAAACCAUUGAAACCUAGAAGUUUUGUUAACAACAAAUCUUUUCCGUGUGAGUAUUUUGUAAAAAAUACCAAGUUGAUGACUAAUGAUUAUUUCUGUAUAUGGCUCAAAAAAUUGGAUGAAAGCAUGAUAAAAGAGAAUCGUAAAAUUAUACUUAUUGUAGACAUUACUUCAACUAUUCAAAAAGAUAUUGAGUUGAAAAAUGUAGAAUUAGUAUUUUUUCCGCCUUACAUUACAAAAAAACAUCAACCUAUGAAUUUAGGUGUAAUUAAUGUCUUGAAACAGUUUUAUGAAAAACACUAUUUAAAUGUCUUAAAAAAAUCAAACACUAAGCAUCGUAACAUAUUAGAUGCAUUACGUUAUAUAACUGAAGCGUGGAAUAGCAUACAGCCUAAAGUGAUUGCUGAAUGUUUUAAAAAAGUUAGAAUGGAAAGUUUUUACAAUAAAGUAAUUGAUGAUACUGCUAAUGAAUUAAUAGAACCUAUAAACAACUCUUCAACACAUUUAAUAAAAUCCAGUCAAGACAACGAAAAUUUAAUGACCACAGAACACAAAAAUAAACAAAAUAGUGAAGACUUGGUUAAUUUUGCUGAAGAUGAUGAUUAUAGUGAAGAUUAUGAUAGUGAUGAAUCUGACUCUGGCCAAAAUGAAUCAUUAUCCGAUGCAAUUAAUGCUAUCAAUGUAUUAAGACGCUAUCUCCCAAAAUUAAAAGGAAGUGAAGCAGCCUUGCAAUAUCAAUAUGAAUUACAUUCCGGCAAGCUGCAAUAUAUAGCAAGAUGUUCAACUACAAGUUGGAUAUCAUUCCACACUUAUAAUAAAAUGAAAUAA